UUCCUUCCUCUGCCUUCUUCUCCCUUGGAGCAAGGAGCUGGCUCCUUGACGCUGAUGUGCCCAUGCCCAUGUGUGUGAGUGCCCACCCAUAUAUAGCUUUCUCCCUCUGGCUCCUUGUCCCCUUGCCAAUCAGUUGAUCCGUCCAGCACCAGCAAGCAACCGGGUUCAGGUUCAAGUUUGAUCCUCUAGCUUUUUCGGUUGCGUCCGUCGAUUCGUCUGCCAUGGAGGGAGGAGGCGUUCCUUCCGCCCAGGACGUGUGGGACUGGGAGGUGCUGCCUGACGAGCACAGGAGCUUCUACGCCGAGACCAGGGCCGCAUCCCGUGCCCACGACGGCGGCGAGGUUCUUGCCGAUCACGAAACCGAGGAACCGAUCCUGCCUCCCCCGUCACAAGUCGACGCUGAUAAUGUUGACGAGUGCAAGGACAUCGGCGUCGACGUCGACGUCGUGCCGGCCGGGGCCAGAUCAACCCAAGAGGAUGAGGAACCCGCGGCGCCGGAGCUGCUAGUCUCUGACGGCGACGGAGAGGAGAAGUUCCAGCCCUGUGUCGACGCCAAGGAGGUGGACGAUGAUGGCAAGCAGAUGGCGGCGGCAGAGGCAGUGGAGUCAGAGCUUCCUCCUCACGAGUUCGCCGCGGGAGAGGAGGAAGAGGGCAAGAAGGAGGAGGACGGGGCGCCGCCGGAGUGCGUGGUGUUCAGCGUGGGGAAGCUGCGCGUGAACGCGGUCGGGGCGCUGUGCUCGUUCGGGGUCGCGGCGGCCACCGUCUGCGUUUUCCUCGUCGGCGGCAGGCUGCAGCACCAGAAGCAGCACCAGCACCACCAGCAGCAGAAGAUCCAGCUGCAGUUCCUUGGCGAUGAUAAGAGAAUUCAGCAGGUGGUGCAGCAGACAUCGAGGCUGAACCAGGCUAUGUCAUCUAUGAUGGGGGCAGGCGCGUCCACAAGGGCCAACAUAUCGUUCGGUGGCUUCUACGACGGCUUCUGAUCCACCCGCCCGUGAUUCAACUCUCGGAUCAAGCACAAGCUGCUGGAUUCAACUACGUAGAUCUGAUGAAGAAAAAGCUAGCUCAUGUUAUAGCAAAUCGACAGCCUUGUUAGUAGUUGUCAUGUACUCCAACGUAUAACAUAGAUCACGCCACCUGCAAAAACAAAAAAAGACAUAGAUCACGUGUUUGUACAUAAUGCACGAUAUACUGGAUGUAAAUAAUUGGGAGUGUUGGACCGUGGCCGGGGCCGGCUGUAUGUGUAUGCACAUGAGGAUGGAUUCAUUAAUAGAUUUGUUAUUAAGUUCA
Molecule: messenger RNA, 1287 nt
Organism: Triticum urartu
Lineage: Eukaryota; Viridiplantae; Streptophyta; Magnoliopsida; Poales; Poaceae
Source: RefSeq, a predicted model, not a curated record